AUGGAUGUGGAAAGCAGAAGAGGAACGCUGGAAGCGCAGAAGAUGUCGUCCAAAAGAUCGGACAAGUGGGUGGAGACGCAAAGAGAAACCCUCUAUGGUAGACCGGUCUCGUCUCCGCUGCUGCUGUUGCUGCUGACUGUCAUCAUCGGCAUCGUUGUUGGAGGAAACAGACGACGCGCAGUUGUGGACAUGUCGUCGUUCAGAAGCCACGUUUACCUUCCUUUUGUCCUUUUCUGCACAGUGGUUCCGCUCACACAACAGGUAAGCGUAUUUUUGUGUGGAACCUGUUUGUUAAACUAUUUUUGGCUUCAACGAGCCUUCAGAUGUGUUGUCUGUUUUCUGUCUUCUGUUUUGUUUUGUUUUUUCUCAGUUUGGCAAGCACGAAAUUACAAUUUGUAGUAGAAACGAGGAAGUUCCUAGUGUGCGGAUGCCCGCACUCCUAACCUUGCACACUAUUUUCCACCACCCUAACACACUGCCAGACCGCUUGCUGGGUCUCCGGCGCCUCUCUGGCACUAGCACAUAAGCCCGCCACGACCUAGGGGUCUUCAGCGAUCUCGUGGUGUAGUGGUUAUCACAUCUGUCUAACACACAGAAGGCCGGCGGUUCGAGCCCGCCCGAGAUCAAACCAUUUUGCCUUUUUUCAGGUGCUCAAUGAACACAAUCAGAAACUUGAAUGGAUUGUUGGCAAGUGGAGAUCAGAAUUUUCCGGAAAGGUAGCAAAUCUGAAUUCGAUGGAUAUGUGAGACCAAACACGUUUGUUCACAGAUAUUCUGGCCGACAGUUCCCACAAUGACAUUCGGCGAGGAAUUGGUAAUCAAUGAGGCGCCGAUUGCCAAGUCUGCCAACGUACAAUUCUUGAAUUUCUCGUAAGUUUUCUUUCGGUUUGGUCGACCUUCAGAUUAUUCAACUUUCAAGUAGCAUUUGUAACACUAAAAAGAAAGUGAAAGUUUCCCCACUUUUCUCUCAUUUUCUCCCUCCAAAACUUCCUUAUUUGUCCGAUGCUAUCAGUGACAGAUAGUUUCAUUAGUGUUUUUUCUUCCUCAAAGCAACGGAAGGAAAAUGUUGAAAGAGAACGUGUUUCGCGCGGGAUCAGAUUGGGAUUUACGAUCACUUAUCAGAUUUCUGACCCAAACUAAUCGGAUGUUUGAUCCCAAAACUUUUUUUUUGCAGAGCCCGCGCGUGGUCUCACUCCACAAAAGACCAUUUCCAUGACGAAUGGGGAUUCUUGACGGUGGACCCAGCCGGAAACGCAACCCUCAUGACCACCGGAAACAAUGGUAGUUACUCUAUCUGCAUGAUCUGAAAUUGAAAUUCAAUCGAAAUUCUAGGAUUCACGACGUAUGAGGUUGGCACUGUCUCGCCGAACAAACUGGUUCUCACGUUGAAGGAUAUCGGCCGCAUCUCUUUCUCUCGGGAUUUGCCCGUCGAGGACGUGAGUGUUCUGCACUACUGUUCGCCCGUCGGAAACGACACUUUUUGCAGUUGAGAAGGACAUUCAUCCGCCAUGACGAUCGUUACAUGGAGCAGGUUAUCGAGAUGAGGACGGCGACUCAUCCGAAAGUCGGCUACCUCGAACACACGCGAGUAGUGUACACCAAACUCAAGUGA
Messenger RNA from Caenorhabditis sp. 36 PRJEB53466, 1611 nucleotides. The record is from the annotation of a GenBank genome assembly. Lineage: Eukaryota; Metazoa; Nematoda; Chromadorea; Rhabditida; Rhabditidae.